AUGCGAAAUAUAAGUUUAUGCAUAUUUCAAAUUUCACAAUGGAACAAUAAUUUCCUAUUUAUUUUAUUCAUAUACACAGUUCCGUUCACUCAUUCCUGCUUACCUACUCAAAGUACAGAAGGUUGGUUUAAAUAUAAAUCAUGAUUUAUGUGCAUUUUUUGUUUUCAAAUCAACCUUCUAUUGUUUGGUUCAUAAUAACGAUAUUAAUCUAGUCCUUUGAAAAGUUUUCUCCUAAUUUCAAGAUAGUGAAACAGGUGAUUUAUUAGUUCAAUUCCGCGCAUCAAAGAUGAUAAGAAAUAAAAGUCACUAAUAAGUACCAAUUGACUCGAAUGAACCAAAACAACAUUCUUGAAGAGAAUUUCAAAGAAAUUAUCAAAUUUUGAGCAAUAAAAUAGAUUGAAUUGCGGAUGAGUUUUCUCAGAUUUUUUAAAUUUAGAUGACACGACACCGACUUUUACAGAAGUUUCAAGUACUACUACUACUACGACUACAAGUAUGUUUUGUUCAAUCUACUAAUUUUUUGAAUAUUUUUCAUACUAGUUCAAAAACGAUACGUUUUGAUAAUUUCUAAUUUUCGUUUCCACUUUUUCACAAUCAAAAUAAUAAUUUCUGUUCAAAAUAACUUAUUUUACAAUUUUUCGUUGUUUUCAAUUCUACAAUAUUUUCAGCGCCAACGACUACAACUGAAACUCCAUAUCGUAAGUUUUUAGAACUUAAUUUUUAAAUAACAGUUUUUUCAGCGUGUUCUGUGUGCCCUAAAAUUUAUAGUCCAGGAUGUCUUGGCGGAGAUAUUUGUGCAUCAAUAGCUGAAGUUGGAUUGAAAUAUACAUUAGGCUUAUUACCAGGAUAUAAUUAUGGUGAUGCCAAUACUUGCUCGUAGGUGGAUGUUUCUUUGUGUGAAAAAAUCAUCAGAAAAAAAUUUAUAGAACCAUUUUCUCAUGUCCGAUUGGAACAACAUCGCGAGUGCGUGAAUUGUUAACUGGUUUGAUUGUUCCGGGACCUCCUUUAGUGAUUGCAACUUGUUCUGAAACUGGUGCAAAUGCCGGAACAUGGUAUCUCGGAAUUCCUCCACUUGUGACACCGAUUGAAAUUGUUGCAACUUCCUGUUUAGGAGUUAUUUAG
Molecule: messenger RNA, 1122 nt
Organism: Caenorhabditis angaria
Lineage: Eukaryota; Metazoa; Nematoda; Chromadorea; Rhabditida; Rhabditidae
Source: the annotation of a GenBank genome assembly